AUGGCAGCACGACGAGACGAGUACUUGCAGGACCAGGAGCUAUUUGUGACUCUAGCAGAAGAUUCCAAGUCUGUUCUAUUUGAACUCGGAUCGCUUCUUAAUCAACACUAUCGGGACCGCAAUCCAGCACAUGAGACACAGCAAGUUCUUCGACGCAAGAACGAGACAAUCAAGCGUUUGAAUCAGUUUAUUACAAGACAGCAGAGAUCGCGUGAAUGGGGAGAAAGGUUCGACCAAGAAACGUAUGAAAACCAACAAUCGAUUAUUGAAAGACUCAAGAAACAGCUGCAAGAUCAAAAAGCAGUAUUUGACCGUGAACGAACGCGUUUACAGGAGCAGCAAGCGGUCCGUUCAAGUGCUCAGGGAGAAUUGGGCUCGUCACUUAGGAGGGUGUUACCACAAUUGCGGGAAUUGCUCGAGGCUUAUGACCGAGAGCAAGGACAAUUUGUUCACUACACUCAUGCUGGGACAACAAGUGCUGUCAAAUCCUCUAAUGAAGAAUUAAGUCGGCGUUUGAAAGAGAUGGAGACUGACUUUGAUGCAGAACGAGAGAAUCUUAUGGAAGAAGUAGAUGACGCACUCGCUACUCAACGGGAGAUCAUCCAACAGAAUUGGGUCGACAGAGAAGCAGCGCUUACGUGCCCAAUUUCGUUGGAUUUGUUUGAGGAUCCGGUCAUUACUACAUGUUGUGGAAAGACCUUCUCAUCCGAUGCGUUAAAACGAGCACUGGGGCAGAAUCACCAAUGCCCAGUUUGUCGCUCGUACACAAUUACGGUUUGUGAAAACCGGGACAUUGCAAAUUUGGUGGAGCUCCACAGCACGGAGCUGCUGGAUUUGCCAGAAUAUACUGUAACGAGCUCCACGACAGGAAGGUUAGCGGUGGAAGAAGGAUCCGAUCGUGACCGUGAAUUGAUGACGUCAGCCCGACCAAAUGACAGCGUCCACGCUAGGGCGGAUACUCCUCAUCGGCAAUCUUCAAGGACGACGACUCACUCGGGCUCAAGUAGCUUGUCCACACCAACUGUCUCAUCUCAAGCACCUCAACGCAUGGUUUCGAGAAAUGUCUCGGCGUCAACCUCUACAGCCAACACUACGCUAUCGAGGGUUGCGCAAAUUUCCUUGAUACAAAGAGCGAUUAACGCUCUACCGUCGACCUCGGCAAACACGGCUCAUGGUAUAGGUGUUGGUGGCAAUUCCGCCCAAGGCUCGAGAGCGACUACAUCUCCUGCGUUAAGUUCUCCAAUUGUAACCAUUGGUCCCCUCCUACAAUUCUUAGGCGGAGCGACGAACAACUCAUUGUUAUCUCAGCCGUACGACCGAUACAAUGACUGGGACUCGGACUACUAG
Messenger RNA from Peronospora farinosa, 1347 nucleotides. Lineage: Eukaryota; Oomycota; Peronosporomycetes; Peronosporales; Peronosporaceae. The record is from the annotation of a GenBank genome assembly.